Messenger RNA from Meriones unguiculatus (Mongolian gerbil), 9678 nucleotides. RefSeq names its product cytidine/uridine monophosphate kinase 2 (gene Cmpk2). The transcript is spliced from 5 exons. Bases 352 to 1695 code for a protein of 447 amino acids. Lineage: Eukaryota; Metazoa; Chordata; Mammalia; Rodentia; Muridae. Gene Ontology annotation, biological process: dTDP biosynthetic process; dTTP biosynthetic process; dUDP biosynthetic process. Gene Ontology annotation, molecular function: dTMP kinase activity. The record is from RefSeq and is a predicted model, not a curated record. Gene Ontology annotation, cellular component: mitochondrion; cytoplasm.
CAUCAGAAAUAAGUAGCCUAGGAGAAGUUCAAAACUCUUAGAAGCACCUGUCACCAUAUAACCAAGCCAGACAAAGCUAAUUCCUUGGAAUUCUCAAGCGCGGGCGUUGCCAGGGGACCACACCUGUGAUAGCAACGCGCCAGAGCCCCAGGGCCAAGGGGAAUUUUCCUAACCGCCGGUGGCGGUUAAGGCGCUGCUGUGGUAGGUGGAGAAGCCCAGGCCUGGGAGUAGCGCGGCCACACCCGAGGUCCUAGGCAGCUGCCUUCACUUUCGUUUCCCACCGUUCCUGGAUCCUCGGUCAACCGCGGUUUCGUUUCCGAGGCGUGGCCGAGGGUGCGGCCCGGGACACUCAUGGCCCUAGUGAGCCGUCCGCGAGCCCCACUGUGGCUCGGGCGACUGUCGCGGCGACUGUGCGCGCAACUCAGGGCCUGCGCUGGGACUAUGGCUCGGCCUCGCCGCUUCACCGUGGAGCUGCCCGACUGCUCCUUGACUCAUUUCAUCCUGGGGGACCCGGCGGACCACCCGGACGCACGCCUGACAGCGCUGCUCGGGCCCCCGGGGCGCAGCUACGCGCUGUGUGUGCCCUUGGUUCCGGGCAGAGGCUGCGGACCCCGGGUGCAGGCGGCCCGGAGGCAUCAGCGCCUGCUGCAGCAGCUGCGCCAGGGCCCUUUGCAACGGUGCCAACUGAGCAAGCUACUGGGCUACGGUCCGAGCGACCAGGCCGGUGCAAUCCAGCAUGGCUUCCUGCUGCGCGAUCCUAGCGACCACCCGGACACCCGGCGCGCCUUGCUGCAGCUUAUGGCCUCAUGCCAGGAGGCGGUGCAACCGCAGCUGGCCGAGUUCCAGGCCGACUCUCAGGGUUUGUUGUGGCAGCGUCUGUGGGAGCUGAGGGGAGAAGGGGAGGUGCAGGUGGACUGCGCAUGCGUCCUGCAGGCACCGGAGCCUCACCUGCACCCGUUGCUACCAGAUCUGCUCAACUCUGUGGUGUUCCAAGACCGGGAUGCUGCAAGGGCGGUAUUGGAGGAGUGCACAUCCUUUAUUCCUGAAGCCCGGGCAGUGCUUGCCCUGGUUGACGAAUGCCCAAAGGAGAUCCAGAAAGGCAAGUUCCAGGUCAUUGCCAUUGAAGGACUGGAUGCCACUGGAAAAACUACAGUGACACAGUCAGUGUCAGAGUCUCUCAGUGCUGUUCUCCUACAGUCACCACCACCCUGCAUCAGCCAGUGGAGGAAAAUCUUUGAUGAUGAACCUACUAUCAUUCGAAGAGCAUUUUACUCUUUGGGCAAUUAUCUCGUGGCAUCUGAAAUAGCUAAAGAAUCAGCCAAGUCUCCUGUUAUUGUAGACAGGUACUGGCAUAGCACAGCCGCCUAUGCCAUAGCCACUGAGGUGAGCGGAGGCCUGUCCUUCCUACCCCCUGCCCACCAUCCUGUGUACCAGUGGCCAGGAGACCUGCUGAAGCCUGACCUGGUCCUGCUGCUCACUGUGAAUCCUGAGGAGAGAGCGAGAAGACUGCUCGGCCGGGGCCUGGAGAAGACUAAGGAAGAGGCAGAACUUGAGGCCAAUAAUGUGUUUCGUCAGAAGGUGGAAAUGACGUACCAGCGGAUGGAGAACCCAAGUUGCCACCUGGUCGAUGCCAGUGCCUCACGAGAGAGAGUCCUGCAGACAGUUUUACAGCUGAUCCAGAGAGCUGGUCAUUAACUGUAGUUCCUCUGCCCAGGUUCCAUGUUACACCAGAAGAGAAAUGGUGUGAUGCCUGUAAACCCAGCACUUGCCUGGUGGCUUCUUAUAUUCAGGUGGCAUGAGCAUAUUUAAGAGGGAAAACUGGAGACUGAGUGUGUUUGCUUUACUUCUGACUGAUUGAGUCAGCCACAGCUGCCGAUUCAUUUCUGCCUGGUCAUGUAUCAUCUCUUUGGGAUCUAUUUUAACACCAGGAGCUUCUGAUCCAGUGGUGAGCUGCUGGAGGUCUUCUUGUACCUGGAAUCUGAGGAUGUCAGCUGUGGUCAACACUGAUCAAUUGUGAUGAGCUAGGCUCAUUUUCUUUUACCCCAAAUCCUGUACCUAAGCAUUGUCACAGGGCCUGGCUGUCCAAGGACAUUUCCUUGGAGCCAUUUAUGGCUGGGAACACUUGCAAUGAAGCAGCUGAUCUUCCUUCAGAGGCACAAGGAACACCAUGGACAGUGCCUGGAGUGAGCACCUCAGAGCUGAAUGGAUGUUGUGCCCCUAAACUGGAAGCACUCCAACCCCCUCUUGUUCUCCUUUGCUCGUCUGUAUUCCAUUUCUCGCCUCUGAAAUCUGGUUCUGAGUGUAAUGAGCAGUCUGCACUGAGCAGGAAGUGUUUCAUUUACCCAACGCACCAAUUUGUUUAUAUUGCUGUUUACAUCAUGUGUUUCCUCAGUGUAGGAGCUGUGAGUCACUAACCAAAACUGAGGCCAAGGAGCUAAAUGCAGCAUUUGCUGUGUGUUUUCAUUACACAAUUUAAUUUAUCUUAAUAAGCACCGUGGAUUCCAGAACAAGAUUUCAUAAUAAAUCAUCUUGCACUUUGAAUGUCUCCUGAUUGCAUGUGGAGUCAGCUUUGAGGGCUCUUUGGAUAGAGAGUAGAGCUGUGGAAGAAAAGGCUGGUGGCUCUGUAGCCUUGGCUGAGUCGUUUAACAUUGGCAAUGUCAACAGUUUGAUCUGAAAGGGGGCCAUUGGUGGGCUUUGUAGCAUAACCCUCUAACAGUAUUUACAGUAUUGGCAGUUUGAGAAAAGAAAAUUGAAAGUUCAGGGCCUUCCUGGGCUAUGGUGUAAAUUUGGAGCUAGCCUGGGAAGUAUAGUGAGACUUUUGUCUCAAGAUGAAAACUAGAAAGAAGACUGGGAUAAAACUCCAUAGUAAAACACUGUACUGAAUAUUCUAUUCCUGGGUUCCAUUCCCAGUAGCAUAAAAAUAAAAAUGUAAACAGAAAACCAAACACCAGUAACGCAAUAUAGGAGUUAAGUACUCUUUGGUCAUAAGGAGGUAGCCGGGCCAGAUUAUUAUUGUUUAACAUUCCAGUUCCAAUGUGGCUGCUUCUCUACAUAAUUUUGACCCCAUGUCUCAUUUCUUAAGAAUGCAUCUCCAUGUAAAUACAUGGAAUUACACUAAAGCCUUACCAGGUUUUCCCUAACCUUAAAUUAUAAUAAGGUAUAAUAUUAAUGUCCAAAUAUUUUUUUUUUUUACUUUUUAAACUAUGUAUAACUUAUAAAUAAAUGUGUCUAUGUACAUACAUAUGUUGUUGGCCUUUGUGAAACAUUUUAAAGCUGACAAAUAACAUUAGGACUCUUUGUAAUGUGGCAGCUACUUCCACGAAGGGUUUUUGAUUUAGCGCUUCAGAGAUGAUUGUGGCAGAGGCGAGAAGGAAGUCUUGGUGCUGUCCUCAUGAAACCUGCCAGCGAAUACGCUUGCUGUGACUUUCUUAACCCAAUCUGUCAUCAUGGCUGAGUGAUGUAUUUGUCUUAACAUCUUGCAAGCUCAUCUCACCGAGUCUAAAGGUUCUUAUGUAUGUGAAAAGGUGGAGGGUGUGAGUUUGUGGCUGAGUGGAAUCUGUGACCAAUGGACUUUGGUGAGGGAGGGUUUGUUUCAAACAUUAUUUUCACAUUACAAAUAUCAAAUGAAUUUUAAAAAUUCCAUUCUCUGUGCAUCUGAUAGGUAGAUGAUUUAUAUUAUAUAGCUCCGUGGCUCCUACCACUGCCAUGACGCAUGGCUAUGCUCGCUGUAAGGCGAGCCGUGUUCUUAUUCCGUGAUUCUGUCUUUCAUUCUCAAUAAUGGCAGUUCAGCUCAGUUCGUGGCCAGUUCUGAGUUUCUCAUUCACUCCUAUGUGCCUGGCUGGGUGGGUCUCACAGAAGGCACGUGAGGAAUGUCAGCUGGGGAUGCAUCCCUUUGUCCUUCUGUCCCUGCUGUGUUCAGGUAGUAGCUAGGAGGAGAUCAGGUAGAGAGGGGAACAGCAGGAUAGGUGUAGGAGCGCUGAGUGAAAAGCUCUUUGCUGAUUAGCGGCUCACAGAACAGAUGGGAAGUAAUAUUCACAGGCUUCAUGCACCUGAAGUCUAACUCACCAUUGUACGUUCCCCCACAUUCUAAGGCAACCACUUGUCUACUCCGAUGGUUAAUAUCGGUUGUCAACAUGACAGGAUCUAGAAUUACCUAGGAUACAGAAAUCUGGCCACAUCUGGGGAGUUAUUUGAAGCAAGAAGAUCCACUCUUAACAACGGUGUCAUUAUUCCCUUCAGUGGGAUUCUGGGCUGGAUGAAAAGGAGAAAAUGACCUGAGUAUUACCACUCACUGGCCUCUACCUCCUGACCGAAGAUACAGUGUGACCUCAAUCUCGUACCAUGCCUUCCCACCCAGAUGAACUGUAUAACUUCCUCUAUGAGCUGAGAUGAGUCUCUUCUUCGUUAAGUUGCUCUUGGUCAGGUAUUUUGCCACAACAAUGGGAAAAGUAACCCAGACCCUGUAAACAGUACCACAUGGAUGAUUUACAUUGUAUAGCUCACAGCCUACCUCUAGAAAUGAUUGUAUAUCCUGAAAUUUCUUGAAGCUAUGUGAGCCUUAGAACAUGACCUGGCUGGUGGGGUGUGACCAACAGAUAUUGAUAAUACCACCAGAACUAUUAUUUAUACGGAGACACGCUUGGCUUCAUAGUGCUUCUCUGUCUUCUGCAGGUUGGAGGAUGGUAAGAACUGGAAGAUAUUCUUUAGUUUCGUUUUUCUGGACAAUUCUGCUUAAAACAUGUGGGAAACACUGACUUUUAUAUAUACACUUUAACUAAAUUUCAAGCUAAUCUGUAAACCAUACAUGAACUCCUUACUUGUAUUCCAACUAAGGGCAAGAUAAUUACACUUAACUUUUAGGUCCAAUUAAAUUGCAAAACAACAAUAGCAAAAAUAUUUAUUGCCAUUAAAAACUUAAAGAGAGUCCAGAACAUCUACAAUAUAAUGUUCCCCAAGUCUAGGAUAUAGUCCAAAAUUACCUAACCUACAACAAAGGAACACAUAUAUCGAUUGUUAAAGAAAAGGAGCCAAGUUCUGGAGAGUAACUUCAAGAUGACCUUGUAGAGAUGGGAACAGCUGGGAAGUUAAAGUAGAUUUUACCUGUGCUUGAAUGGAAGGAUGGAAUGGAGACAUGGCUAUCACAUAUAAAAAGACAAGAGAUAGACAUCCUGCACAACUAAGUCUUGCCCUUAGCUAGAAUGUAUGUACGGAGACCAUAUAUAGUUUGUAGAUUUGCUUGAGAUUUAGUUAAAGUGCAUGUACAAAAUCAGGGUUUUCUACAUGUGUUACGCAGGGUCCUUCAGAAAAACAGAACUAAUAUACAUACAAUAUAGUGUGUGUGUGUGUGUGUGUGUGUGUGUGUGUAAUAUUUAUUGGACUGACUUACAGAAUAGGAUUGCUAGAUAUUACUGAGUAGAUAUUAUACUGUGAAAAUUUCACUAUCUAGAAUAACAAGCCACUGAUAUAUUGAGUUAAAAGCAGACAAGUGAGCAAAGGAAAGAGUCUAGAUGCUUUGACUCAUAAAAUUCUUCAGUCUGAAUAACACCAGAAAUAUAAGCAAAAUCCUAGAGACUUGCACUACACAAGUUUGAGUCCUAGAAGGAAAGGAGAAUAGACCAAAAAAAAAAAAAAACAUGUUUAAAAAGAUAUUUCUCCAAAUAGGAUGAAAUAUACGUGUACAGAUUUAAAGAUCUUAGCAAACACCACCAUUAUAACUACACAAAACACCAGGGCUAUGUGUGGUUAUUCAGGUAGGACCACUGAAGCUCUGAGAAAUUCAGACUGGCUCCUGAUGUAGACAGAGGAUCUUUGCAAGUACUAUCCUUUUACCAGAGUCAAGUUGCCAGAAUCCUAGGCAGUUUGUGCAUUUAUGAACAGUGAAGAAAAAUAGUGCAACAAUGCCUGCAGUCGCCGAUAAACACUGAGAAAUAAUGGCCAACAGAAGCUGAAAGAGGAAGGAGAGGAUCCCAAAAAGGACCGGAAAUGGACCACGGUGCUACUGGUACCUUCAGUAUACGCUUCCAGUUUCUUUAACUGCAAGAUCAUGCAUUGCUUUAAAAAGUGUGUGUGUGUGUGUGUGUGUGUGUGUGUGUGUGUGUGUGAGAGAGAGAGAGAGAGAGAGAGCACAUCCACAUGUAACACAGUGUGAAUAUUGAGGUCAAACAACUUUCGGGAGUGGAUCCUGUCCUUCCAACCUUGUGCGAGUCCCAGGUUUUUCUGUUGUAUAUGUUCUCCAUUUUGUCACCUUUGUUAUUUUAACAUCCUCCUUUCAGUACUUCCCCCCUCAUUGUUUCUAAUGAGAAACUGGCUGUCAGUGUUCUCUUUCUUACUCUGUAUAUAUAUAACCUGUCAUUUUUCUGAACUUUCUCUAUGUUACUGGUUUAACUAAAUUGAUUAUGCUGUCCAAAUUUAUUUAUGUGUUUGAAGCUGUGUGUGUAGAUUUACAAUUUUACUUACUUUUGAAAAAAAGUUCAGAUAGUAUUUCUGUUCCUCUUUCUCUCUUUGGGACAUCUCUCCAGUCGUAUCUGCAUUAGAUUGGAGGAGGUGGCCACCGUCAGUUAGAGAAGCAUGAUAUCAACUGAGAGAUCGAAGCCUUUCCUGGUUGAUUUCUACUGGAUGGUGUGAAUGUCAGGCUCAAAAGAAACUCAGGGAAAGGAGAUAACUGUGGUGCCUAUAGCACACCAAAGUACAUGCUGAACUCCAGGUUCAUCGCUUCUCCGCCUUUUGGCUAAGAUCAAGUGUGAACUCCAGGUUCUCUCAGCAUCACAAAUACUUCUAACAGAGUUCAUACUGGUAUCCUGGCUCUUCUAAGCUUUUCUCAUGCCACUGCUCAUCCUAAACUUCUCCAGAUAAUGGGCUUUCCUCACCCCAGAAUCUGACUCCCAUACAACCCUGCCAUUUUGAUCAUGCUAUCUGUUGGUGCUCUCUUGGUCCCCCUUUCUUGGUCCUCACUUUUGUCUUCCUCUCUCUCCUCUUCCUCUUCUCCCCUCUCUCUCUGUUCAUGGCCUGGUUGAAUGUACUAAAUUUUCUUCCUGCUGUUUUUCUCUCUCUCUUUCUCUUUCUCUCUCUGUCGCUAUCUCUUUCUUUUACUUUGUCUUACUUGAUAUGUAAUAAAAUCUGUGAUCCAAAACCUAAACCAUAACUGUCACAGAUCAUUAUCUGGAUUCCACAAAACAUCACCCUUCAAUGAUUUUCCUCUCAGUAUCUGAGAAGUACAACUUUCAGACUUUCAAGUAUAAACAAAUGAAAAAAAUUGGAACACUAUUUUUCUUGUACCAAAAAUCAUACCAUUCUCUGAAUUCAAUGCAUAUCAGUUUCUAGAAAGGUGAUAUGACUCUUACAGCAUCACAUCUCUGAUUAUCUUUUUAAGUUUUGGAAGAAAGCUUGGAUGACUGUUAUAAUAUCCACGUUGGGUGUGAGUUGAUUUAGACUGAGUUUUCCUCUUAGUGUAGAAUACAUUUUCCUGCUUGUUUUUGGUAAACCUAAGAUUGGAUGCCAUCCAUUCUGAAUUUUACCUUGAUAGUAACAGAUGUUGCUCUUUUCUGUAAAAAAAAAAAUUCAUUUUGGUUUUAGGUUCAUUAUAAGAGACUGAUCCAUUUGAGUGUUGUAUUUAAUAUUUGUUAGAUGGUACUAGUUAACUUAGAAUUAGCUGCCCCCAACCCUAUGCUGAGGCCAGCCUCUUGUAAUAUUCUAUCAGAUCUUGAAUGGAUCCUCAAUCUUUUGGUAUAGUCAGAAGGUACUCUACUAGCUCUGUGCAUCUAAUCUUCAGGAUGAUCUAUCUGGAAGGGCCAAUACCACUCUUUCUGUCUUGAGGAUUACUUAAUGUGGGUUCAGAAUAACUCUUGCAUUUUCUGUUUGUUCUUUCAGCAGCUCCAGUCGCCUUGGUCUCAUCUAAUUAUUGUAGAAUGUCAAACUCCUAAAAUGUUUAUUAUCUUUGUAUCUUCCGAGUAAGAUGCCGCCUGUCUCAAAUUCUAGUAAUAUUUGAGAACUGCUUAUGAUUAAUGGGUAUGGUGAUACAAUAUCUCUUAUAGAGUCUAAGAGAUUGGAACUUUGGACCUCACAGUCAGUUAAAAGUAUACCUUGUGGUGACUUGAGACUUAAGACUCCCUCCCUACUGUGUACUCAGCCUGUUUGUUUCAGGGGCUUUAAGAGAAUAAUGUAGCAAUCGACCUUAUUUGCCUUGGAUUUCCCAUGUAAUCAGCUUUUAAAAUAUAAGCCAAUAUAUAGUUGUAAUCUUAAGUUACAUACUCUUUUGUGCCCCUGACCUUGAGUAUUGCAUGUGUGUUACAAUAGUUACUUGCUGGACCUGGCAAACACAGGUUGAAAGCAGUCUUAUAAAAUAACUAAACAACACAAAUGUUGAAUUAAGCCUAAGGACAUUGCUUGGUAAACAGUAAUGUUUGUAAUACUGUUUAUUAUCUGGGUCAGUUGGGGUCAAUUGGAGUCAGCUGGAGUGAGUGACUUAAUUCCUUGUAAAACUCUGUUAAAGAUCUCUGUAAAGUGUCCCUUGUCACUUGCCAUGUGAUGUUUUAUUAUGCUGUUCAAUAAAGACAGAGCAAAGUCCUUUGUUAGGGACAGACACACUCAGACACAGACAGAGGUACAGAGCCACAAGGCAGCUUUCAGCUAAGCAUGGAUUCAGACUCAAACAACAGACAGAGAGGAUAGAAGACACAGGCAAAGUGAAAGACAGAAUUCAAAUCUGGACUUGCUCUUGGUGAAAGGAUCCCGAGGGCAAGCGCUUUGAUUUCUUUCUGGUACAUUAUUGAUGGCUAGGAGUUUAUUGCUCAUGCAUUCAAACCAACUGCAAAAGGGAAGAGGAAAACCUCUCCACAGCUUCUUGUUUUCCUGAUUACAACCUUCAUGUUUUGUAUCUUUUCAUGGGACACCCAGAUGACCCCUGUCUAGCUUCCACUUAUCCUGUCCACCCUUUUAAGUCUUGCUACAGUGCACCCUUGUAGAACACCUUUGAAUCCUUCCCAGGCCAAACAGAGCUAUUAGAAAAGCUGUCAAGUGGAUUCAUCCAGGGUGACUGGAUUUUUCUUUUGAAAAUAUUUCCAAGAUGAGGGUGUAAAUCACCUGACAGAGUGCUUGUGUAGCAUGCAAAAAUCCCUGAGUAUUGCUCCAGUACUAUAUAAAAGCACUAUUGUCCGUCACACCUGUAGUCUCAGUACUUAGAACAUGGAAGCAAGAGGAUCAGAAGUUCAAAGCAUGAACACAAAUUUCUGAAAAGAAGCUAUGUCUGUCUGUGAACAAACAAAACAUCACGGAAGGAGUUUCUGUGUCUUCAGAGACUGAUUCACUGAUUAUAAUUUCAGUACUGGGGACUGGAAUUUUGUAGGUUCAGAGGCUAAUUACUUUAUCUUGGGCUGGUUAUAGUCUUCAGGAACAGCAUUUCUUUCCCCACUAUGUAUCUAAACUAUCAACAAAUGACAAAAUAAAAUAAAAUAAAAACUUAAUAGAAAAAAAACCCUCUUCAAUGCUAUUAACUUAGUGAGACGCUAUCUUCUACCAAUCCAAGAGCUGAGAUUGCCACCAGAUAGCAUCUUGGGCCUAUCAGAAAUCUUCCCUAAUUCUGAUGUACCUCUCUUUCUCGUGUACCCACCAAUGCAUUUUAUACUCUCCUUGAUUUAUGUCUUUCUUUGUUCUUUAAUGCUAUAAAAACCUUGUGAAACAGUG